UUAUAUUGGUUGCAGGUUGGAACAACUGUCAACCUCAUCAACAUUUGCCUUCUGAACCUUCGGUCCUGCUGCCAUUUCUGGCAAACUGGUCUGGGUGAAGAUUAGUUAGGGCUUCCCUCAGCAAGGCCUUUCCCUGAAUCAAGAAAAUUCAUCAUCAUAGUCCGUUUCGAUAGACUUUGAGGGUUGAAAACGUUUCACCAAAACAGCGCAGUGAAGCGCUGACGUUUAGCACUAGUUUAUUCAGCUACUUGCUCUUUGGAGUCUAUCAUAUGGGUCGGGGCAGUGAGUCACCCCAAGGCAGUUUUAAGCGCCCACGAGAGUGGUCCCCAAUCCAUGGUAGGUUGAACCAGGUUGAACCGCACUAAUUCAGUUUUGAAACUGAAGCCUGAGGAGCGGCGAGAACAUGGCCGUCGUGUGGGUUUUGAUUGUGUGGCGCUGAAGGAUGAGACCCAGCGGGCGCCGCUGGCAUGUGCCGAUGGUCCACGGACAGGGCACAUGGUAGGAAAAUACCACGUCCAAGUGGAGGAGUUCGAGCGCUUCACUGUGCCAAUCCUCGACCGAGUUCUGGACGAACGGGCUGGCGGUCAAGAGAGGAUCUUCAUUUUUGAUGAGAUUGGCAAGAUGGAGCUGCUAAGCCCUGACUUCAUCUCAAGAAUUCGGAGACUACUGGAAAGCAAAGACCCAAAGUUGCAUGUGCUGGGAACUGUUGCAAUUGCAGGUAGUGGCUUCAUCGCACAGAGCAAACGUUUACCAAGGGUUGAGCUGGUCGAGAUCAGCGUGCAGAAUCGAGAUGAACGAGCAGAGGAGGUUGCAGCUCGAUUCCUGGGCACCGAUUCAGGCUGUGAAGGGGGCACCGGUGGGAGUGGGCCGUCACCGGAGAAGACUCAAGGAGGACGGGGCGGGGGCCAAAGCGGCAUGAAAGGCCGGUGGCGGCCGAAAGCCAAACUGAGCCCCGGACCCGAAGCUGAACCAAACUUUGAUCCUCCACCAAGAGAUCAAAAAGGUGUUCUUGCCAUGGGCAAAGCUAGCUAUGGCCAGCUUGGAAGAGGAGACAAAGGUUUGGCAGAAACCUCUGGAGAUCCCAUUGGACCUUGUGGAGUUGAUGGUCAGAUUGUCGCUGCAUCUUGUGGCUUUGAUCACACAGCCAUUGUUCUCCCUGAGAGCCUCCUUUUAUGUGGGCGAAACAAUCGCGGUCAAUGUGGCCGGCCGACCAGUGGCCGACGUUCUGAAAAGGAUCUCCCAGACUUUUCGGAAGAUGUUGCACUUCCCCAGAUUCCUCAUGGCCUUGCAAGACAUGACAAGGUCAAAAGUGUUGCCUGUGGUGGCGACCACACCCUGGUGCUGAUGGACAACAGGGAGGUUUGGGCUUGCGGCGAUAACUCCGCCGGUCAACUUGCUUUGGGCACUGGCGCGCCAAAAAUGUCUUCAAGCUUACUGCCUUGUGCGACCCUGCAAUCUGCAGAAUCAGUGGCUGCUGGCUUCAAACAUAGUGCGGCCAUUUGCAAAGAACGCUUGUACCUAUGGGGUGCAAAUAAUCAGGGGCAGCUAGGCCUUGGUCGACGUCAAAAUUCUGUCCACGAGCCUGUCUUGGUGGAUCUCGGAGCGCCUGUCCGUUCUUGUGCUUUGGGGCGUUGGCAUUCGUUGGCUCUCACUGUAACCAGUGUGGUAUUUUCCUUCGGCUGGGGCCGCUUUGGUGUGCUUGGCCAAGGGGAUUUCACAGAUCAUCACAGCCCGGUGAGGGUUGAGCUCCCAGCUCCAGUGUAUCAGAUCGCCUCUGGAGCCGUGCAUUGUGGAGCUAUCUGCAGCCCUAAACGACAGUGUUUUAUGUGGGGCCGAGGCUCCUUGGGGCGCUCGGGUAUGGGUUCAGAAGCCAAUGUGAUGACGCCUCGAGCUGUUCCAGGCCUGGAAGGUCUUGCAGCAUUGGCACUUGGUGGAGACUUCUCAGCUGCAGUCAGUGCUGUGGGUGAAUGGUGGCUGUGGGGCAAAAAUGAAGAAGGUCAGCUGGGCUUCGGUAGCGAUCGUGAGAAUCGUUUGGUGCCGACACGAUCUGCUGCUUUGACAGGCUUCCGACACAUUGCUCUCGGAGAUUGUCAUGCUUUGGCAUUUCGUUGACCAAAGAUUCAUUGUGCCCAAAAAGCUUGGCAGUUUUCGCCAGCAAAUGAGCCAUAUGGCAUCAUAUGGCCAUAUCAUGCC
Durusdinium trenchii is the source of this 2193-nucleotide messenger RNA. The record is from the annotation of a GenBank genome assembly. Lineage: Eukaryota; Dinophyceae; Suessiales; Symbiodiniaceae.